CUGGUGUUCUCACAGGAGACGUGGUGCUAGGUGUGAUGGCUAUUUUGCGUUAGUACUUGUGCAGACAGGAGAGAGUUGGAGACAGUUCUAUUGUGGGACUCGCAGGGAAUGGCAAACUACACGGUAUCCUUGGAAACAUACGACUAAUGACGAUGGCUGAGGCAAUCUGCUGCACUUUGGUCAACUGUAACUGUGACAGCUUCAAGCCCGGCAAGCUGAAGAGGAGACAGUGUGAGAACUGCAAACAUGGCUGGGUAGCACACGCCUUGAGCAAACUGAAGGUGCACCAUAUGUACCAGAGCAGCCAAGUAGAGAUCGUCCACUCCAAUGUGGUGUUCGAUAUCUGCAGCCUGAUGUUAUACGGCACCCAGGCCAUCCCUGUCCGCCUCAAGAUCCUCCUGGAUCGCCUCUUCUCUGUCCUCAAGCAGGAAGAGGUCAUCCAGAUCCUCAAUGCCCUGGACUGGACCCUGCAGGACUACAUACGGGGAUAUGUGCUGCAGGACGUGGCGGGGAAGGUGUUGGACCGCUGGGCCAUCAUGACAUUCGAGGAGGAGAUCGCCACCCUGCAGCAGUUCCUGCGCUUUGGUGAGACCAAGUCCAUUGUGGAGCUGAUGGCACUGCAGGACAAGGAGAGCCAGGCAGUAUUGGUGCCAAGCAGCCGCACAAACUCAGAUAUCCGCACCUUCAUCGAGCGCAGCACACCGCGCCCUGCCGGUACCAACCUCCCUGUUCCAAAGGUGGAGAAACUGAGUGGGAACAACAACGUGCACCACUUUGAGAACUUCAUCAAUAGCAUGGCCUUCAUGCUGCCCUUCCAGCUGCUGGGAUCCGUUCCUGCCCCCCUCCUGGGCUCACCACCAGGGGCGCUACAGCAUCAACAUCACCAGCAGCCGAGCCAUGGGCAGAUGGAGCACCAGAGUCAAAGACGAGACGACCAGGGGCAGGACGUGCAUGGGAGGGAUAACCCCCUCUCUCUGCCCCACCCACCAACAGAAAGCAGCCUAUUGGGGUCAAGCUCCGCCUCCUUUACGUCUGACCUGGACAGAGGCGGAGAUAACCUGAUGGACAGCCUCUCCACCACCACAAAGAUGGAGGCCGAGGACUUCCCCACCAGCGACAACUAUUCUGACGGUCCCUCCACACCCUGCACACCCUCCAUGAGCUCCGAGAUUACACAGAUGUCCCCCGAGGGCAAGCUGCGCUCCUUGGAGAGGAAUGGGGGUGGUGGUGGGAGUGGAGGAGGGGGUUCUCUGAAGAAGGGCCGCGUAUUCUGCAGCGCCUGCGAGAAGACUUUCUAUGAUAAGGGCACGCUGAAGAUCCACUACAAUGCUGUGCACCUGAAGAUCAAGCACAAAUGCACCAUCGAGGGCUGCAACAUGGUGUUCAGCUCGCUGCGCAGCCGAAAUCGCCACAGUGCCAACCCCAACCCGCGCCUGCACAUGCCCAUGAACCGCAACAACCGGGAUAAAGACCUACGGGGCAAUCUGUCCACUGACGAGGGCUCUGAGGGGGAUAAAAGGCCAGAAUACAGCUCUUCCCUCCCUGUGUCCUCAACGGAGAGCCACAGGUCAGUGCCCAGCUACAUGGUAAGCCAUGUGGACACUGGCUCCAAGCUCCACACCAGCUCCUUCCCCACUAUGGGCCAGAGUGGCAUCCUCUUCCCCAACCUGAAGACGGUGCAGCCGGUCCUGCCUUUUUACCGAAGCCUGGUUACCCCAGCUGAGCUGGCCAACACCCCAGGCACCCUUCCCUCCCUUCCCCUGCUCUCAUCCUCUGUGCCCCUCAAGCCCAGCACAACCCUAGAGCCUUGCUUGACAGACCCGAUACCAAAGAAGAAGUCUCGAAAAUCCAGCAUGCCCAUCAAGAUUGAGAAGGAGGCUGUGGAGAGAGAGGAGGGUUUGGAUAAAGGAAGUAGCUCUGAGGACGAAGCUCAUCUGCAGGGCAGAGACCGAGAAGAGGGUGAAAGUAAGUAUGGGGAAGGGCAUUCAUGCACGAGGCAGGUGAGAGAGGAGAGGGAGGAGAGGGGCAUCUACAACGGUGGAGAGAGAGAGAGCAGUAAGCAGCUGUCGGACAAAAGUUUGGACAAGGAGAUGAUGGGGAGGGAGACACAGGGUGAGGAGGAGGAGAAGGAGGGGCCAUGGCAAGUUGAACCAGGGGUCAUCACCUGUGCGUCUUCCCCCUUCGAAAACAAACUCAGAGAAAGCCACUCCCUCCAUCACAGCAGAGAGCACACAGACAACCACCGCCCUCACUGCCGGGAGCCAGAUGAGAACGAGGAACGGGAGGUCGGGGAGCGUGUCAACCCGCUGCAUACAUCGGACAAGCUGCUCGAGUUGGAGUGGGAGGAAGGCGAGCGCAGAGUGACUAACGGAGCCGUGUUCCAAGUCACAGAGCAGGACAAGGAGGGCCCAGAGGCCUGCGUUGAUGAUUAUGACAACUCAGGACUCUCUCACCUUGACCCUGACUCUGACUUGCCACACCACUGUGAAAUCUGCAGCAAGACCUUUAAGAAUGCUUACAGCGUCAAGAUGCACUACCGAAAUGUCCACCUGAAGGAAAUGCACAUGUGCACAGUAGACGGCUGCAACGCCGCCUUCCCCUCACGAAGGAGCCGAGACAGACACAGUGCAAAUUUGAACCUGCACCACAAGCUGCUGACCAAAGACACAUAUGUUCCAGCCAACUCCCUGUGCUCCCCAUCCUACCACUGCAGAGAUAGGGACUCCGCAGGCCUGGACUGCUGCCAGGAGCAAAGGGAGCGAGACCAGAGAGACCCCACGGGACAGACUUCCAUCAUUUACCGGGGACACAACCGUAUGGGCCUCGUCUUUCCCAUGAGCAAGAUGGCCAGCAAGCUGGAGAACUCUGAAAUGUCUCCCCUCAGAGAAACGGUGGGAAUUGGAAGAGUGGGAGAAGGGGGAGGAGAAGAUGGGGCAGUCCUGGACCUGAGCACCUCCUCUUCGGCACCUGCCCGCAGCGGGGGCAGUGCCCGCUCCUCUUGGGAUUCAGACGGCGCUGGCAGCGAGGAAGGAGAGCCGCUGGAGGAAGAGGAGUCUCUCCCCAUGGGGGACAGUGAUGAGAGCUGCGACGGGAUUGCCGUAGUAAGGCCAGGUGAUGAAGACUUGGGCCUUGGGGGUGAGAGGACCCUGGGCUGCACCGGGGCAGGACAGGGGGGGCUUCAGGGAGGUAGUGCAGGAUCCCCGAUCACCUGCCACGUCUGCCAAAAGGUGUACAGCAACAAGGGCACGUUCAGAGCCCACUACAAGACUGUCCACCUGCGACUGCUCCACAAGUGUAAGGUCCCUGGUUGCGACACGUCCUUCUCCUCAGUGCGGAGCAGGAAUAGACAUAGCCAGAACCCAAACCUACACAGGAACCUAGCUGUUGGCUCUGGAAGUAAUCUGGACCAGGAGUAGGAUAGACUGAACUUCAUAUAAUAUGCCAACACGACUGAUUUUCCCCUAUUGUACUUGUCUCUCGUUGGGUUUUUUUGUUUGUCUGUGGAUGAAAACAGGCUUUCUACUCAGCACUUUUGAAUACCAUACUGUAGUCAAUACUGUCCAGAACAAGUUAAUGUAGUGUUGAGUGAGAUUUGAAUUUAGGCCAUCAAUAGCUCUUUUGUCACGGCAAAUUCUGCCAGAAAUGCUUUUGGAACUAACGGAAGAGUUACGUCCAGUCAUUUUUCCAUUUCCCUAUAAUAUUUAUUGGACAUCUUGUCUGAAUUUACGAAUAGUAAACUAAAAUAGUUUCCUCAUGUCUUAGCAACAAAUGGUGGAAUGCUAAAAGUGAUGGAAUGCUACGUCUGUGUGUACACAUCAAUAGUGAAGAGCAGUGUAAAGAUAUUGAUGACUAGAAACAUACCUGUUCCUCGCACCCAAAAUGAUUGAGCAUUCAAAAAGCAUGCCUGAAAUAUCUCUAAAAUGUUACACCUCAGUCUAUCCCCGCGUAUCUUUAUUUCUAUGCAGUAAUGUUUUUUUGCCAUUGCUUUGGCCUUGCAGUCCUCUUUUAAAAAACAUUUCAAAAGAACUGUCAGUUUCCC
This is a messenger RNA of Lampris incognitus (smalleye Pacific opah), 4039 nucleotides long. RefSeq names its product basonuclin 1 (gene bnc1). Gene Ontology annotation, biological process: regulation of transcription by RNA polymerase I. NCBI's taxonomy places the organism in Eukaryota, Metazoa, Chordata, Actinopteri, Lampriformes, Lampridae. Gene Ontology annotation, cellular component: nucleus. The coding region runs from base 147 to 3416 and encodes 1089 amino acids. The record is from RefSeq and is a predicted model, not a curated record. The transcript is spliced from 5 exons.